Molecule: messenger RNA, 11863 nt
Organism: Pogona vitticeps (central bearded dragon)
Lineage: Eukaryota; Metazoa; Chordata; Lepidosauria; Squamata; Agamidae
Gene: RWDD4
Product: RWD domain containing 4
Molecular function (GO): protein binding
Source: RefSeq, a predicted model, not a curated record
GAUGAGCACCGUGCCCUAGAGUCGGACACGACUGGACAAAUUGUCAAGGGGAACCUUUACCUUAAUGCUAACAUCAUGGAGCAAUAUUCUACCCUAAUAAGAAAUUAGUAUCUGGUAAAGGAAGCGUUCCUCAUGAAGAGUCAUUCUUUGUGAUCAUCACCCUGCAGACAACCAGGGCAUGUCACGUGGGUGCUUUAAUAGUUCCUGCAAGCAAAUUCCUCACAUGUGGUGCAUUGUGUACUAGCUUUCCUGUCCAUUUUAGCAAAUACAGUGAUGCCUCACAAGACAAAAAUAAUUUGUUCUACAAGCCAUUUUCUAUUGCGAAAAUUUUGUCCUGCAAAGCGCAGUUUCCCAUAGGAAUGCAUUGAAAUUUAAUGCGUUCCUAUUUGCCUUGUGAAGCACGGCCAUAGAAAAAUUUGUCUUGCGAGUCACCAAAAAAUCACAAAACACUUUCGUCUUGUGAGUUUUUCGUUGCGCAAGGCAUUAGUCUUUCGAGGCAUCCCUGUAAUGGGUAGAAGUAAAGCUUUUUAUGGUAUCAUUUUACACUAGGUUUUCAGUUUACAGAUCUGCUGAUUUUAAGCUUCGUUCUAAAGCCCAGCCAUUUCCCACCAUAUUUCAUCUGAUUUUCUCAUCACGGCAGUGUAACAAAACUGAUCUUCACAUAGAACCUGCCCAGGAAAAUGUCUCAAGAGAAUAUAAUUAUAGUACAUUACAAUACUUUUAAGAUGUUUUCUCUCUAUAUUUGCAAUAAAUGGUGUUGGAAUGGACUUUUACACCAUACUACCUGUUUAUCAAUGGUUAGAUCUUUUACUGGUGCAUACCAUUUCCAAAACUGUACAAGUAAAAUAUUCCACAUAACUUGAACAGUAGCCAAUGUGUCAGUAGCUGAUUGCAUUACUCUUGUUUUCUUGUUGUCAAACCACAAGUAUCUUAUGAAUUCAUAUCAUUUCUUCAGGCUCAUUAUUGCUCUAAAUGGCAAUCCUGAGACUGGAUGCUGCAAUUCACAUGACUUUGGUGGGAAAAUGCAUGAUUAAAGGGAUGAAUUAUUCAAGUACUGUACUUAAUUGGCUGUAUUAUAUGUCUGUGUAGCUUACACGUGGCUAUCACGGAGGUCUAUCGCUUUUAACAUAAACUGAACAACAUAUGGGUAGUGACAAAUCUAAUGACAAAAGUGGCCCUGUUAAAGAAGCAAUGCAGAACAGAUAUUUUAAAUUGAAAUACAGCAAACAUUGAAGAGGCAGAUGAGGAAAGUUGACAGAAAACAAACAAACCCAGCUUUAAAGAAGUAGAAGGAGACAAGUAAUGUUGGGGAUUCUGUUCUAUUUCUCAGAAGACUAUGAUGGAAUGGAAAAAGCAGACAAAUCGGCAUACUGUAUAGCACAAAGAAAUGGAAGCGAGAAGAGGCUGACAGCAAGCGCCUGAUCAUGUUUCGGAAAAGGGGAAACAAUGUGACAGGACAGCAGAAUAAUUUUGGCAAGAAAAGUGCAAAGACAAUCCUGUUAUUAGAAAGAGAAUGUGAAAGCAUUAUUGGGCCUAUGACCAAUCUUUUCUACUCACAUAUUCCUCUGGAUUAAACUAGGUCUCAGAAUUUAAGGUUUAGCUUUGGCCCUAUAUUGAUUGGCAGAAGAAAAGAUGUGGAAAAUGUUUGUGGAGCAGCUUGUUAAUUAAAACAAUAUAAAAAUACACCAGGAUAAUCAAUUUUAAAGAAAAUUCCUGAAUUUUAAUGUAUAUUUCUGAAUUUUAUACCAACAGACUAUUUUCUGUUUUUAGAAAACUAUUGAGAAAACAUUGAUGUAUUUUGUGGGGCAGAUAGUUGAAGAACUGCUGCAUUUCUGCUGAUGAGGGUAAAAAGAAUGAAAGGGAAAUUGAAGUUUUAAUGAUUGCCUGCUAGUUUGCUUUUAUGCAACCGUUCCCCAGGGAGGGGAAACUUGUUGCUGGCUUCCUUGGAGUAUAAAUGUAGUUGCCAUGACAAUUCAUCUGAAUAGAGCAGAUUAAGGGAAACAAACAAAGUAGAAUUGGUUGGCCUCUGUUUUCUUGCUGCAGUUUAUCCUGUAGUCUGACUUGCUAGGCUUUGGAAAAAGCACAUUGAAAGUUAAGAAAACUGUACUUUUUGCAGAUGUCCUGCACAUCUUUAGUUGCAUAGUAUACCGUGAGACAUAUACCAUUUACAUACUAUCCUGACAAUUUAUGCCCUAGAACAGUGGUUCCCAAUGUUGGGUCCCAGAUGUUGGACAAAAACUCCCAGAAACCUUCACCGCUAGCUGUGCUAGCCAGAAUUUCUGGGAGUUGCCCUAGAUUGAGUUGUUGCAAAUCUACCUACAUCUUCUACCUGUGUUCCUUCACUUGGAGGUGUAGGCAGAACCUGUUGCAAACAACAUACUUCAAUACCAUGACCUAAUCCAGUUACCAUUGUUGCUGUAACUAUGGUUAAUCAACUCUUAGUUUAGCUAUGACUAUAGAAAUGAUAGUUAGCCAACUCUGUAAAAGGAACUGAAACGAUCCAUGCAAAACUGGUCAAAUUUUGGACAAACCAAUUCCAUGUGAUUGGUCUCACACUGCAUCUUUGAUUUAUAAACAGGGUGAUGUUUGAUGGGCAGACUAUGGGCUAGGAGAAAGUUCCCAUGGUAUGAGAUAUAACUGUGGCAUCCAUUGCCUCAACGAAUUUGGGGAAAUAGAUUAUUUGACAGAGCAUACUUGAUGGCAAAGAAGAAUUAACCGCCCAAUAUAUGUAUAGGAAUUAAUCUCUUAAACCAGGAGGCUGUGUCAAGUGACAGUUCUUGCCUCAUGACCAGAUCCUACAUGUGACCCUCUCUGUCCAAUACAGAUACCACUAGGCACUAUGUUUUAAAGUGCCCAUUGUGCAGCAGGAGAGUCAAAGUUUAAAAGUACUAUAAUCUAUACAAGGUGUUGCUGAAAUGCUAACAGUAUGUUUAAUUUCAGUAGUACAGCAACUGAGGCCUUUCAGCAAUUGUCAUGCAUUAUGAGUUAUGUUCACAAAACUGUUAUUUUGAGUCCAGGGAAAAACAUUUAAAUUAUAGGCAGAGUAAAAAAGAAAAAUGGAGAGUCUAGUGGUGCCUUAAAAGCAAACACAUUUAUGAUACCACAAGCUUUUGUGGACUUGCAUCAGCUUCUUUUCUUUAAAUGGGCAACAAAAAUGUGAAGAGGAAAAGCUGUAAAAUUAUUUGUACUACAGCACAGUUUCAGCCUGCGUGUAGAGGAAAUAAUCAUUUUAUUAAUUCUUUAUUUAAAAAUAAUGAGUGCUCUUUCAAGCAUAUACAUGGUCAUACACACCAUUCUUCAACCAGCCAGUCAAUGUGACAAUAAUGGUGAAUAACAAUUAAAAGGACAAUACAAGCUCAGAAAGCAAAACUAUUCUAAUCACCAAACUAUAAUACUUGAAGUAACAGUAUUAAAUUUGAUCUGUAAAGUGUACCUCAUCAGAUAACCACGUUGACCUGCACAACUAUUUCGUCUCUGUUGAAGGAGGGGGAAGGUGUUGGUGCUGAAUUUAGCAUGAUUGGUUUUUACAGUUCAUCCACUUUAUUAUCUACCAGCAAAACCAUUCACCUAUCAAAUUCCAGACAGUGGCCACAGUCCUGCUGUUUAGUGUAGGAAAUUGCACCAGAGUAGUCCCAUUGACUCAACAGUGAUUUGGUGAGUUAACUCCUCCAAAUGUUCCAUUAAUGCAAAUGAGCCUACUCUAACUGUGACCUACUUCCCCUUCCUUUCCAAUGAUUUUUAGGAAGAUUACGUUUCCAGCAAAAUAUUUUGCAAUUUGUGUUUGAAGGUAGUGCUCCCUUGUGCUACUAGUAUUACAAUGGCCCUGCCAUUGUGAUGGGAAAGAAUUAAUGCAUAGACCUGUUGUUGGCUGAAAUAAGGUCCCUUUCAUUACAACUCAAGUAAUCCUGGCCCUUCAUAGGGCAUGGAUGCAGGCCAUCAUGAAACUUGCUUCUCAACCUGUCUCAGCACAUCUGCUCAGAAGUGCAGAAUGACAGAAGGUAGGAAUCCACAUGGGCUUAUAGCUAUUGCAUGGCUUCCUUGCUGCUUAGGAGUGAGGCUGGACCUAUGGCCCCCAAGCUAGCCAUGGCCAGUGCCUUAAGGGGAUCGCCAAAUAAACAAGAUGUCUGUGUUCACAUAUCCUGCUCCCUGAACUGAAUGGAAUUAAUCUCAUUGCCUGAAAUCACCAAUAAGGUUGUGACAAAAUAGGUUUCCUCAUUUAAUUCAAACUUGCACAAGACCACAGCCAGUUGGAGGGGGAACUGAAGAAUGUACAACAGCUGAUUGGAGCAUCAAGACACUUAAAACAGUGUUUGAUGGACCAGAAGAGGAACUGUAUCUGUCAGGCACAUGUUUGGGAAACCCCAUCCUUUCACCAGGCCAACCAAGCAGGUCUCUCUGGCCCCAAAAUAACUAGAAUUCUCUCCGGCAGCAACAGGAAAGUGGAUCAGAAGUGGAGAAAAUGCUAGGGUGAUGAGGCCUCUUACUUCCAUUUCCCCACCCCAUCCUGGCUCUGCAGAGGGCAUAAUUGGGGCUUCCAGGUAAGCUUAACCCCUCAUUUCCCAGUGGCAAAGUCAGACACAUGACAUUAUGUUAACCUCUAUGAUGAAUAAGCUAGAAAUCAUAUUAAAUUGAUAAAUAUAUUACUGUACUGUAUUGUAAAGUAAGUAAGUAUUGUGAAUAACAUUCAUAGAUCAUAUUUAUUUGCCUCAUCAUUCUUUCUGAUUGUUUCUUAGUACUGUGACUUGGUUUCUUGUCUUCAAAGGAGAUUGAAACUUGUAUGGCAACUCAAACAGGUUUGGCCAGUGCAUGUUGCUAUGGAUUAGUUGCUGCCUGGGAGUCAGUAAACUCAUCCAGUUCCAAAAACCAAGAGGAGAAGGAAGAAAAUCGAAGGAGAGAUUAAUGUUGCUGUUAUUAUAGUUUACUGUUUAGAAGCAUACGUGAGACUGAAUAUCCCUGUGACUUUGUGGAUUAUUUCUAAAUGUAAUAGAGAGGUUUGUGAUCCGAUUAUAAGAUAUUCAGGUAUACAACAAAAAUUGUACUGAGGUUUGUGAUCUACCUUGUAUAUUUACUUGUUUACUACAAUUGUAUAUUUGGAAGGAGUCAUGAGAAUAUAUUAGUUUGGAUUUUUAGCUCAGAAGAAAGCUGAAACAAACCAGAAAUGCCAAACAAGGAAUGAAAUGCAAUAUUUUCCACAAUUGUCCUUCUACACUUCCAUAUACAACUUUGAUGCAAAAAUUAUGUGGACAACUCAUAAAAAAGGAAAUUUACCACAGAAACUUUUAUGCACACCUGAAGCAAAUGGUGCAGAUCAGGCCAAAUGUCCCAAUGCAACUUCACUGGAUAAGGAUGAUGCCCUUGAAAGGGAAUUAGUUUCCAGCAAGAAAUCAAAAACACAGAAAUCAAUGUGCACAAACAGAUGGCACCUCCAAACACAAACCAGUGGAGAACUCUCUAAUUUGGAAGACACCAAGGCAACUGAUGAAAAUAAAAUCAGUAAAAGGGUAACUGAGUUAGCCAAAGACACAUUAUCAUCUUCUCUGGUGUUGACAGAUGUAAACAGCUCAAAUGAUAAAGAAGGAGACAAAGCUGUUUGUAAUGGAUCCUCAUCCUAUCCGGAAACUGAGAGUACAAAACUAAAGCUCUUUCAUGAUCUUUUGUUGAAACAUCAAGAUCCAACUCUGGAAACAAGAUGUUGUCUGCGCAGCCCUUCAGCUAAUGACACUAAUAGGCUUGUAAUUAGGGGGCAAAUUAAUGUGCCGUGUUUAUCCAGAAAGAAAAUCUUCAUGAUCUAUAUCUGUGGAGGUUAUCAAGAUUCAGAAGUGGAACGGAAUGCUUUAAUGGAGAAGUCCUUUCCUUGGCUGUACAACUACUGUAAGGAGCAAGGUUAUGACUUCCAGAUGGUGGACCUGAGAUGGGGGAUAAAAGAUGGUAUCACUAAUGAUCACAGUAUGGCUUCACUGCAUAUGAAGAUGUUAAGGAAAUGCCAGCAAUUGGGAUUUCAAACUUUUGUUGCUUUCAUUGGGCAAAAGCACGAUGAUCUCUCUCUCCCAGAAAAAAUAAAUAGGACAGAUUUUGAAGUCAUUAAAGCCACUGUUGAACACAUGAAGAUGACUGUCAAAAAUAUAAAAUAUACCUUGUCUGGCAGUUUGAAGGAAGAAACUGGAAUAAGCAACCAGAAUGAAAUUCAAGAUAGUGUCCUGGGCCACAGUCUAUUAACAGAAGAGCAUGAAGACAAGACAAAUAGCAAGAAGGAAUGUAAAGUGAUGGACUCAGACAAGGAGAAAUUGCCCAGUGCCUCUCUACUCACCCAAAAGACUGUUGCAGAAUAUGACAAAGAACUUCAGCUUCUGGAUAAAUGGUACAGGAUGGAUGAGAACUGCAUCCCUGCAGUUUACAAGCUUCAGCCUAUUUGCACAGGGUACAGAGAUAUCUUCAGCAAAGAUCCUACUCGCAGGCAACAAGCUAAGAACAAAUGGCUGGUGACGUUUCAAAAACUGCAUAAAAUACUUCUAAAAUAUGCUCCAGUUGCUCUUGGUCAGGAAGGUGCUGCCACACUGCUCAAAACAGUUUUGCAACAAGAAGUGGAUCAAGGAUUCCAGGUCCAAGGAUCUUGCGAGGAUCAUUGUCACUGUUUCAAAAGAAGUAUCACUGAUCUGCAGAACAAUCUGUCAAGCCCACAAGCAUCAAAAUAUAUUGACAUCCACCCACUACGGCCAGAGAUCAACAAAUCAAUGUAUGAAGCUCACCAAAACUUUGUGAAAAACAUUCACUCUCGGCUGCGGCACACAAAUAUUUAUAGUAAGAAUAUAAACUGGGGAAAAAAUGGAAUCAGCCCCACCAGCAACAGUUCUCAUGCCUACUACCUGGAAUGCCUCUGCAAUGACUUUCAGAAGAUCGUUAUCAGCCAUUUCAACAGAACAACAAAGCCAAAGGAUAUUCCAGAAAAUCUGCAUAUACGAAGAAAGCAAGCAUUUAAAACUCAAAAUGAUGAAGAAAUUUUGGAACAUGUGCAGCAUGGUCAGGCCCUGGUUGAAAAUAUGGUAGGAAGAGAAAUAUUUUUGUGCAAGCUGAAGAAUCAGGUUACAUCUCCAGAUAGAAUGCUAGUUGUAGUUUGUGGAGAGGCUGGAUCUGGGAAAAGUGUAAUCACAGCAAGGGCUAGUUCUUUGGCUUCUAAGUGGAUUUCAGGGAACCUCAGAAUUAUAAUUCGAUUUAUUGGUCUCACUGGUGAAAGCAAAAAUAUUCGUCUGCUGCUCUUAAGCCUUUGCUACCAGAUAGCUGAUGUAUACAAUGUUUCUGUUAAUUUGUCCCAGGAUUUUGGAGCAUUGGCAGAAGAGUUUCUCUCUUUACUGGAAUUUGCUACACAGGACAAGCCACUUUUAAUAUGUUUGGAUGGUAUGGAUGAUUUAUCAGAGGAAUAUGAUGCUGACUUUUCUUGGAUACCUACUGAAUUACCAAAGAAUGUAUAUAUUAUUGUUUCCACAUGUACUGAAUCAGCUUUCUCGUGCUUAAGAAAACUGGAGAAAAUGACAAAGAAAGAGAAUAUUCUACAAAUACCUCCUUUGACGCUUGGGGAGAUCAAUGAGAUGAUCAGCUCUUGGCUGGAAAAAGAUCACCGAAGUCUCACCAAAGGCCAGCAUGAUCACUUGAUGGAAGCAUGUGCAACCUGCCCGCUACCACUGUACACGUGCUGUGCUUACAAGGAGUCUUGUUCGUGGACAUCCUUCAGCCCCCAGACAGAGAUGUUUCUUCCUCAAACUUUACAUGACAUGUAUUCAUGGACUCUGGGCAGAAUGGAAAAAUUGCAUGGGGAACAGGUUCUAAAAAGGAUGGCAGCUUAUGUGACACUUUCAAGAAAUGGUAUAACUCAGAAAGAGCUGCUUGACCUCAUGUCUAUGGAUGAUCUGGUACUUCAGGAAGUUGCUAAAUUUCAGACCGCCUCCAUUCCAGCAUUCCCUCUGGUACUGUGGUUGAAGCUUUUGGAUGAUUUUGGAGACGACAUAAGAGAGCAAAGAACAGACAACACGUACGUCUUUACUUGGGCUCAUAAAUCUCUGAAACAGGUCUGCCUGGAGAGAUAUCUCAAAGCACAAGAUUUCCAGCUAUCACUACAUGCCACCUUUGCAAACUACUACUUGGGGAGAAUUUCACAUAAACUGAAUAAAUGUAGUGAACUGUCUACAUUUCAGCCUCUGGCCUGGACACUGGAAAAAGAAACCAAGAAAAUCCACUACACUUUUAAUAUUCGUAAGCUCUUUGGGACUCCGUAUCACCUCAUCAAAUCAAAGAAUAUUACUGUUCUAAUGAAAGAAUGUCUGUUUAAUUAUGAGUUUCUCUUGCACAAAUCUUGGGCUUCAUCUGUUAUCAGUGUUGAAGAGGAUCUAAGAGCAGCUGUCAAGGCAGACAGGACUGUACCUGACUUAACUUUAUUAAGUGAAGCUCUCAAGUUAUCAAAAAAUAUUUUAAUACAAGACCCAUGUCAAAUGGCUUCACAGCUUACAGGCCGCCUUCAUCAUAUAGUAGCAGCAGAUAAACCUGUGGCCCCAGGUGAUCCCAGGAAAUAUCUCUAUCUGCCAGCUCUUUUGUCCCAGUGCCAAAAAUCUUCCAUUCCUGUUCUUGUCCCUUCGACUUCUUGCCUCAUAGCUCCUGGUGGACUGUCUUGCAAUCAUCUGAAAGGUCACUUGGACAGAAUUACAGCAAUUGCAGAAACCCAGAAGGAAUUCAUUGUUGCGACAGUCUCUAGUAAUGGCACUUUGAAACUAUGGAAUUUGAGGCUUGGCAAAGCCAUCUUCACUCUGCAAGAGGUUGGGGAAAAUAUUACUGCUCUUGUAGUAUGUUCAGAGAAUAGAUUGGCAGCUAUGUCUGACAAGACUACAGUUAAAGUCUGGGAUCUUUCUAUGGCACGAAUGGUAUAUGCAGCUGGAGAGUUUUUGGGUACUCCAGUACUAACAUCUGCAAUGAAUGGACAACUUCUGCUGGUAUUUUAUAAUGGCAACCACAUGGUUCAGGUUUUUGAUCUCACCCACUCAUGCCAGAUGAUCCAUGAAACGUAUCUUUCUACAGAAGAUGCGUCAAUCCACCAGAAUCAUUCCAUAUUGGUAUCAAAGAAUUCAGUAAAAGAGUAUGUUCUGUGUGCUUUCAGGAAUGGAAAUGAAGCUAUGGUCUUUAGCGGCAGAGCAGGGAAAGUAGUAGCCAAGCUGACAACUCAAGAACUUGUGGCAGCAGCUGAACAUGUGGCUGUAACUAAGGAUUACUUCCUGGUGAUCUUCAGAUGUCCGUUUCUCAGGCAGCGGGAGAUUGUGCAUAUAGAGCUCUACCAUGCCCAUACUUUUGCCUAUGCUCAUAAUUUGAAGGGGUGCUGCAAUGAUUACAUUCACACUUUUGCUGUCAAUCACUCCGGCUCUCACCUGGUGGCAUUCAGCGUCAUCCCAAACACCAACACCACUGAGAUUGUGUCAUGGAACCUAGAAUCUGAAGAUCAUAAGCAUUUGGGUAAAUUUUCUUCAGUUCCAGCUGGUGGUGUAUGCCCUGACCUUCGAUACUGUUUAGCAUUUUGUGAUGGUGAUAAUUACCUUCGAUCCUGGAAUCUGGCUCCUAAGAUUAAUGAUCAGUCUUUGACCAUCACGGCAAGUAGAGCAAAAAAACCAAAUGGCAUUCAGGAUAUUGUGACAACAGAAAACUAUUCCAGGUAUGCUGUGUGCCGAAAUACAAGUCCAGGAACCAUAACGGUGUGGAACAUUGUGAAAUCAAAGUGUAAACACAAUGCUGUAAGAGUGGAAAGAGGGCUGAUAGAAAAUACCGAUAUAGUGCUGGUUAGAGAUAUGAAACUUUAUAUCCUCACAGACAAAGGAAUGACUUCCUUUGGAGAUCCACCUAAACCCGUUUUCCAGACUUUGUUAGUUUAUGACCUCCUGAAAAAGAAGUAUAUAAAGAAGCAGACAGGCCUUUACAUAAUUCCUUGCCCAUAUAAUGAAUACAGAAUACUUGAAGGAGGUCUUCUACUUGGUCUCUCGGAAAACAGAGACCAUUUCAUUACCUGGAAUUUGGAAACAGGAUUUAUUAAGGAUCGAAUAAGACCAGAAUACCAGGAUAGGUUUGCCUUGCAUACCACACAGCACAAAUAUUCCUUGUCUGAAGAAAACAUGAAACUGCAUAAAAGACUCUUGCUGAAGGAACCAACAGUACUGUGGCUUCCUUGGGAAAAGCGAAAUGAAACUAAGAGUGCAAAGAGAAGGAGAAGCAGAAAAGCAGCAAAAAUGGAGAUGGAAAUAUUACUACAACUAGAUAAUGAGAAGAGCAAUGCUAUUGAUCAAUACCUCCUGAGCGGAGAUGAGAAAGUAGCUGUGUGUUCCUAUUAUGCACAUCACCUCUCUGUGUUCAGCCUGGAAACCAUGUCCCAUUUGCACACUCUUGAGAGCAGAGAAUCCAUGCUUUUUUUGCAUAGUGCUGACUUGACCUAUAAUGGCCAUUACUUGGUUCUGCCUAAUUACAAUGAGGAUGAGAAUGUCAGCUAUGUAACGUUAUGGGAUUUAGCCACCGGAAAGGUUAGGAAAAGAUUAAAAAAUGAACCAAAUGUCUGCUGUACAGCCAUUAGUGCAGAUGGUAGCAGGAUAAUUUUUGGAGUGAUGCUGGAAAACAGGCUAAAGCUUUGGGAUCCAUUUAAGCACAGACACAAGUUACUUCGAGGUUAUGAAGGUCUCGGUCUUAGUGUGAAGAGCAAACUGCACAUUUUAGAUGAAACAAAGGCUGUCCUGCUAGCAGGUGAGGUCAGUCUCUGGGACCUGGAAAGGGGCACUGUUAUAUCCAUCUUUACACCAGACAGCAAAAUCUCCUGCAUGACACUUGCAUUCGAUAGAAAGUCAAUUCUUUUAGGUUUCAGUGACAGCCCUACUCUCAUCACUUUGAAAAUGUUAAGUGUCAACACUGCCGCCACUUUCCCAGGAACAGAUUUGUUUGGAGAAGAAUCCUCAAGCAGCGAAGAGGAGCCUGAAGGCACUUAAAAGCCACAUUGUCAGAGAGAGGAAGAACUCAGUGUAAGCGAAUGAAAAUUGUGUGCUAGAUCCAGUGUUUUAAGAAUAAAGACAAAACACACCUAUUGGUUGUGAGAGUCAUUAUAAAAUAUUUUAUAGUUGGAAUCUUCCCCUAGUUAAAACAAAAUUCUAAAUAUCAUCUUGCGAAUAGCUUUGUAUGUUAUCAAGAGCUAAUAUAUAAUGAUCCAAAUAUUUUUUAAGUAAAAUAAACUGUGAGGGUUAAAUAACACACUUGGAUCACUGGUGCUGUUUUUAUCAGUUCCAAGGACUUGCUGCAACCUACACAAGAUAAAAUCUUUUAGCAAAUAGAGAAAUAGGAUCACAAUAACCCUUUUUAAAGAGGGUUUAAAAUGUCUUUGGAAUUACAGAUAAAUAAUGUGUGCUUGACGAGAUAUUGUAAAAGCAGCAAAAGGAUUAUAGAGUUUACUCAUGAUAGCUGGAAAUGAUUCCAUUUUGAAAUUGAUAUAAUAAACAUGAAGCUUCAAAUGAGCUAUUGGUAUUUUAAGACCUGUUUAUUGCAAAAAUUGUUUAAUUAAAAUUACCAAGAUAAAUUGGUAUUGUCAAUACAAUGUUCUUUUAAAAUGCUAAAUGUAGGUAAGAUUCAUACAUCACUCUUAGUGACAUUUUAUUAUCUAAUUGUUAACUAAUUAGAUUAACCCAAUUCAGUUGGUAUAAAUAUCACAAACUGUGGAUUAAAUCCAAUUGUUAGCAAUGCUAAAGUAGACCCAUUGAAUAAAAGGAAUUUACAUCUGUGCACUGCUGACUUAUCAAAUUCCUGUGGAUCUACUCUAGUUGGGACUAACAACUAGAAUUAGGCUUCUGAGUUUUAAAAAUGG